Fomitopsis serialis is the source of this 401-nucleotide messenger RNA. RefSeq lists its product as uncharacterized. The annotation marks the transcript as partial. The record is from RefSeq and is a predicted model, not a curated record. Gene Ontology annotation, biological process: tRNA wobble uridine modification. Lineage: Eukaryota; Fungi; Basidiomycota; Agaricomycetes; Polyporales; Fomitopsidaceae. Gene Ontology annotation, cellular component: nucleus; cytoplasm. The transcript is spliced from 5 exons. Gene Ontology annotation, molecular function: tRNA binding.
AUGCCUGCUGCCACCGCCGUCAAGGCUGUCACCGUGUCGGAUGACCCGCAGGUGUACGAAGACGCGCACGUCCACUCGGUGUACGACGAGAUCGCGCCCCACUUCUCGUCCACCCGUUACAAGCCGUGGCCCAUCAUAGCACAGUUCCUCUCGUCGUUGCCCGCCGGGCCAGGAAGCGUAUGGACUAUCGGACUCGACAGGAGUCGGAACCUGCUGGAGAUCGCACAGGGCGCGGGUGGCACGCGUCGGGAGUGGUAUGGGGGAAGUCCUCGAGAGACGUGGAGGGCAGGAGCAUUCGUUCUAGGACUACGCCAUUUCGAUCGCGACAUCCAUCACCUGUCCACUCCCGCAAGGCGCAAGUGGCAGUACAGCGCUGAUGAAUGCAUAUCGCCCUCUCAUGG